Messenger RNA from Hydatigera taeniaeformis, 2391 nucleotides. The record is from the annotation of a GenBank genome assembly. NCBI's taxonomy places the organism in Eukaryota, Metazoa, Platyhelminthes, Cestoda, Cyclophyllidea, Taeniidae.
AUGACGAAAAGUGAACAGGUUAUCAAACAGAAUUUUUCGAAAACUAAUGGGACUCCGAGCGCCGCGAAAGUGGGCUCGAAUGCGCCGAAGGCAACUUUAGAACAGCUAAAUCUUGCUAGGUUGCUCACAACAAAUUCCGACGAUAGGGAUAGGCAGUUCAAACUGGAACAGAUUCAAGAGUGUACAGAAUGUGAUCUGGAAGAGGCCGUUUUGGCCUUACACGACGCGGAUGGUAACGUCCAGCGGGCGAUUGAGAAUCUGAUUGAUGCGAAGCGCGAAAACGACUGGCAGGAUACGUUCACGAAGCGAUCGAAGUCCAAGCGUCACGGAGCGCAGAAAUCCUUAAAAAUGCCUAACGGGAAAAAGAGCAUUAAGCAAGCUGCUAAUGGUCAGAGUAGGAAUGGUCCUUCAAACGAAGCCCAUGGAAAUAGGAAGGCGUCUCACUCGGAAUCAACUCAUGUUGAAGGCUGGGGCAUUGAAUGUGGGGAGUGGAAAGGUGAGGCGAUAGAGGUUGUCAAUUCGGCUGUCAACAUACCCAUCAAUAUCCAUGAUGACACAGAGCUUUUAAAGCUUCUGACUUUGGAAUCGGUGGAAACUGAGAAAAGUGAUGAGACAGUGGAACAGGCUGAGGUGGUUAAGGACGUGGAGGUUAAAUCCGCAGAGCUGAAGGAUGUUAAGAAAGCGCCAUCUAAACCACAAUCAGAGGACCAAGUGAAAAUUGUCAGGGAUAGGCUGUUCAAGAAAUACGCGAGAAGCCUUACUCCUCCGCCAUCUCACGUUCCUAGCACUCCGGUCUUUUUUGCACCUGGAGCUAGAAAUACUGCUCUAAUUGAGAAUGUUCCUGUUCCCGAGGGUGGAACUAUCCAGAUUCAGGCGAUUAAUCGUGAUAGGAGUUCUGGUUCGGACGCCAGAGUGGACCGAGAUGCGGAUCUUCCGAGGUCGGGUCAAAUUUCCAAGGGGAAAUCCUUGAACAAUGAGAAUAGUUUUGAUUCGCAUGACCACAUUAAAUCCCCAAGUCAGUGCAAUUUCUCGCCUGCAGUGAACACUCUUCUCCAUUCGGUUCGCAACGUACAGCCAAAUUUGCAAAUCGAUCAGACUUAUGCCACGUCGUUGCAGAACACUUCGGCUCACAAGGAACCUUACGCGAAGGUUCAGGAUCAUGGCUCGCCUCAUAGUCGUACACAGGCUCAUUCUGUGAAUAACUUUGAGGGUUCCAAGUCUUAUAGCUACAAUUUGUUGGGUGAUUUGCCUCCAACGGUCAAGCAAGUGAGCCUGGAGUUGCAGGUCGGGAAAUCGGAUGCCUUCACGCAAUCUAUCUCCUCGACUCAGUCGGAGAAUGUCGUGUCAGCACCUUAUAACAUGCAGACAACUAAACAGUCUGUGGGUCAGCCGCCUCAAAUGAACAAGCCGAUCUCUACCAUGCCCCCGAACGCGAAUCAGCAGUCGCUUCCGACAAACCAACCUCAGCUCCAUCAUGUCAUGCACCCCGCCUUCCCAACACUCCUUAGUCACUUGCAGCCAAACAUGUCCCUCUUUAACUUUCCCGGUGGUUCGGGUCCAGCUGCGCCCCCUCACCUGUUCGACAUGGAUCAUUUUCAAGCUUUACAGCAGCAACAGCGAAUGUUGUUUGAGAUGCAACAGUCUCAACACCCACCUCAGCACACCCAGACCGUCGCUAACGAGAACAACCUCCCUAAUUCAGCUGCUGAUGUUAUUUCAUCGACCAAAUCCACCGUUCCCAUGCACCAAGUGACCACGGCUAACGUUGGUUCUGGCAUCACAUUUUUGCCAUAUUCUGGUGGCAUGGUCUUUAUGAAUGGUUACCCCAAUGCUUACCUGGGCCAGCAACAGCCUCAGACUGGUGGUUCUCAGAAUCAAAGCCCGGGUCAUGGAGGCUCUCCUCUAUCUCACCCAUCAAGUCAGCAGCAGUAUCCGAAGUCGAUGAAUGCACCCGUAAAUUAUGCUGGUUACCAAGGCUUGAGGCAAUCUAGUUUUGAAGAUGUUGGGGAUAUACUUUACUCAAACUUAGCCAAACAAAUGGCGUACAAACACACAAGUGGCGUUCAGAGUUUUUAUAACCCACCAAUGCAGCAGCCUUCGAAGGCAGGUAGUGGACCCGAUUUGUCGUUGGGUGGUAAGCUUCAACAGCAAGCUCCCGGACUGCCAUCAGCACAACAACCGCAGGUACCGAAUGCUGCACCUGGUGUGCAGCCUCAAGCCUUGUAUACACCGCAAGCACCGGGUCAAUAUCCGUUCUUUAGUCAACCUUGUAUGGCUAUGGCUGCAGCAGCGGCCGCAGCUCAAAAUCAGCAGCAGUCUCAGGGGCCGCCUCCCCCUGGUACCCCAGGGUCUAACGGCGUGGUACCAAUGCAUACGAGGCCAACACACUAA